Cololabis saira (Pacific saury) is the source of this 1434-nucleotide messenger RNA. It is a transcript of the gene fhl1a, whose product is annotated as four and a half LIM domains 1a. The coding region runs from base 162 to 1007 and encodes 281 amino acids. The record is from RefSeq and is a predicted model, not a curated record. The transcript is spliced from 6 exons. Gene Ontology annotation, molecular function: transmembrane transporter binding. Lineage: Eukaryota; Metazoa; Chordata; Actinopteri; Beloniformes; Belonidae. Gene Ontology annotation, biological process: muscle organ development.
CGUCCUCUGUGUGUGUGUGUGUGUGUUUUAGUUUUUUUUCUGCUCCCUCUGUCUUUAAAGCAGCAUUGCCUCUCCCCGGGUUAACCUCUCACUGCAGCUCGUGCCUGAAGACGCUCAUCUGUUCACUGUGCAGAGGCCCCAGGAGUUACCUCACCUCCACCAUGACUGAUCGCAGCGACUGCUACUACUGCCGUGACAACCUGCAGGGCAAGAAGUACGUGAAGAAGGAUGAGAAGCUCGUCUGCACCAAGUGCUUUGAUAAACUCUGCGCCAACACCUGUGCAGAGUGCAAGCGCCCCAUCGGUGCAGACGCCAAGGAACUCCACCACAAGAACCGUCACUGGCAUGAGGAAUGCUUCCGCUGCGUCAAGUGCUACAAGUCGCUGGCCGGUGAGCCUUUCAGCGCUCGGGACGAUGGCAAGAUAAUGUGCGGCAAGUGUGGCUCCCGGGAGGAUGGGAACCGGUGCCAGGGAUGCUACAAGGUGGUGAUGCCUGGGAACCAGAACGUGGAGUACAAGAACAAGAUCUGGCAUGAGGAAUGCUUCACUUGCGCCGAGUGCAAGCAGCCAAUACGUACUCAGAGUUUUCUGGCCAAGGGGGAGGAGAUCUUCUGUGCCCCCUGCCAUGAUAAGAAGUUUGCAAAGAAAUGUUUCCACUGCAAGCAGGCCAUCACCUCCGGAGGGAUCAGCUACCAGGACCAGCCCUGGCACUCCGAGUGUUUUGCCUGCAAAACCUGCAAAAAGCCUCUGGGAGGGACUCGCUUCACCUCCCACGAGAACGACGUUUACUGCGUGGACUGCUACAAGACCGAUGUGGCCAAGAAGUGCCACGGCUGCAAGAACCCCAUCACGGGAUUCGGCCAUGGCACCAACGUGGUGAACUAUGAGGGAUAUUCCUGGCAUGAGUACUGCUUCAACUGCAAGAAGUGCUCCCUGUCGCUGGCUAACAAGCGCUUUGUCAUCAACGGAGAUCACAUUUACUGCCCCGAUUGUGCCAAGAAGCUGUAAACUGCACACGUGGGAAACGUCUGAAUUAGUAUCCCAGUCGGCCAGUUUUGGUGAACCUUCUCAUCGCUAGAUUGACGGGACUGAGGUUACUUAACCAGUAAUGCACUAUAGCUUUCAUUUAUCGACAGUGUUGCAGAUUACAUGGCAGCGGAGACUCUUGUUUGAUUGUGACAUGCACCAUUAUAGUCUAACUUUAACUAGUAAGAUAAAUAUCUAGUGCCUUUCUGAAAUCUUUGAGGGUUGUUGCUUUUCCAUGCCUGCUGCGCCUGCUGCUGCCCAUACAUACCAGCUUUGAUUAAUAAUCUACAUAUCUGAAUGUUUCAAUGGAUUAUGAGUUUCAACAAUGUUUAGAGUGAAUUUAAAUUACACUUGUGAGUCUUUGAGGCCAAUGCUGAGAAAAUAAACUGUUCAUGUGUUUAAAACCUGA